CCAAAUCCAAGCUCUAGCACUGACUCCUUUGUCUACGCAAUCCAUUCCUUUUUUUUUUUUGGGAGAAAUCUUCCUCUACAAAACCAAAAAGAAGAAAAAGUAGCAGAGGCCAUGGCGAUUGCAGCGGCAGCUGUCAUCGUCCCCUUAGGCCUCCUCUUCUUCAUUUCAGGCCUCGUCGUUAAUCUCAUUCAGGGGGUUUUCUUUGUUUUUAUUAAGCCUCUAUCAAAGAGCUGGUACAGGAGAAUCAAUAAAGAGGUGGCGGAAUUGUUGUGGCUGGAGCUCAUCUGGCUACUUGACUGGUGGGCAGGGAUUAAGGUCAAACUUUACACAGAUUGUGAAACAUUAAAAUUAAUGGGUAAAGAACACGCACUUGUCAUUUCCAAUCACAAAAGUGACAUUGAUUGGCUUGUUGGAUGGGUUUUGGCUCAGCGGUCAGGUUGCCUUGGCAGUGCAUUGGCUGUAAUGAAGAAGUCAUCAAAAUUUCUUCCGGUCAUCGGUUGGUCUAUGUGGUUUUCUGAGUACCUAUUUCUGGAAAGAAGCUGGGCCAAGGAUGAAGGCAAAAUAAAGUCAGGUCUCCAACGACUAAAAGACUUCCCUCGGUCCUUUUGGUUGGCUCUUUUUGUGGAAGGAACUCGCUUUACGCAGGCAAAGCUUUUAGCAGCGCAGGAAUAUGCGGCUUCAAAUGGAUUGCCUAUUCCUAGAAAUGUUCUGAUUCCUCGUACUAAGGGAUUUGUUGCAGCAGUCAGUCAUAUGCGCUCAUUCGUCCCAGCUGUAUAUGAUGUAACUGUAGCUAUUCCUAAAAGUUCACCUGCACCUACAAUGCUCAGAAUGUUCAAGGGGCAACCUUCUGUGGUGCAUGUGCACCUCAAGCGACAUUUGAUGAAGGAAUUGCCUGAAUCAGAUGAUGCUGUUGCUCAAUGGUGUAAAGAUGUAUUUGUGGCCAAGGACUCUCUUUUGGACAAACAUAAUGCAGAAGAUACUUUCAGUGGCCAAGAGCUGCAGGAAAUUCCCCGCCCAUUAAAGCCACUGUUGGUUGUUGUCUCAUGGGUUUGCCUGGUUAUUUUUGGGGCCCUGAAGUUUCUCCAGUGGUCUUCACUUUUAUCGUCUUGGAAGGGCAUUGCAAUAUCAGCAUUCUGUUUGGCCACUGUCACUGUUCUUAUGCACAUCUUGAUUCUCUUCUCUCAGUCAGAGCGUUCUACACCUGCAAAGGUUGCCCCAGCCAAGCCCAAGAAUAUCAGCAAGCCUGGAGAGUUGAGACAAGACAAACAACAGUAAAUCAGAGCUCUUAAGGGAUUGGUAACUUCAUCUCAAUCAUAUAUUUUUGUGGACUUAUGAUACGUUUAGGUUGUGUAUUGGCCUGGAGUAUGUCCGUAUGCAUUUGUUUCAAACUCGACAUUAGCUAUGAUUUUGUUUUUUUGUAUUGACAAAGUUUGUGUGCAAUCAAUUCAUUAUUCACUGGUUAACUAGGGUGACUUUGUAUAGACUAUUCAAGGGGCUGUUGUAGCUGGCCCCAAAUUAAACUAGUCAUUUUGAUUCA
Mangifera indica (mango) is the source of this 1537-nucleotide messenger RNA. RefSeq names its product 1-acyl-sn-glycerol-3-phosphate acyltransferase 2-like. Lineage: Eukaryota; Viridiplantae; Streptophyta; Magnoliopsida; Sapindales; Anacardiaceae. The record is from RefSeq and is a predicted model, not a curated record. Gene Ontology annotation, molecular function: 1-acylglycerol-3-phosphate O-acyltransferase activity. The transcript is spliced from 11 exons. The coding region runs from base 112 to 1275 and encodes 387 amino acids. Gene Ontology annotation, cellular component: endomembrane system.